Molecule: messenger RNA, 8527 nt
Organism: Anopheles moucheti
Lineage: Eukaryota; Metazoa; Arthropoda; Insecta; Diptera; Culicidae
Exons: 6
Coding region: 842-2509 (555 amino acids)
Source: RefSeq, a predicted model, not a curated record
AGCGACGGAGACAGGAGAAAAUCGUGCUAGAAUCGUGGACGGCAAUUUCGUAAAAUUACCACCAAAAAAAUCUGUGAUCAUAUAGCGUUCAUUCUUCCAUUGGCGUUAGCUAUUUUCUUCUCUGCCUCGGUGCCUAUUUUGCUGUGUUCCUAUUGUGUAGUGUUAAGUUGACGACGUGCGCGUGAGUGUGUACAUAUAUGUGCGUAAGUUUGUAUCUGGUGUUGCUGCGAUAGUUGAACAACAGCGUUUCAGUGUCUAGUUUCCAAACCUGUGCGAAUAUUAGCAACGGUCGUAGAUUCGGACAGCACCCCAUAACAUCGAAAGGAGGAAAUUCCAUCACGAAAUCCAACCUUCGCAUCUGAAGGAAAUCUGGAUUUAAUCGAAUUCCAUCCGUCCGUUCGAAGAUUUGACAGUCGUCUAUGGAAUUGCAAAAACCCGGAAUACUGCGGUGCAUUCCGGCAAGCUGUUCUCAUUUUUUUGUAGGUUCUUUCGAAGGAUUCGGGCAAUAUUGCCAUUCCAUCAUUCGGAAGGAGCACCAUUGCCGGUCGAUAUUUUCCGUUUUCUUUACGUCCAGUCUUGUGCAAGACACGUGUUGAAUGAUGCCGCUCACGACGGUAGAAAAAUUAGUGUGAUCAAAUCUGACGCCAUGGACGAAUGGAAGAAAUCCUCCUGAAACCACAGCCCCUCACUCGUGCUCCUUAUCUUUUUUGCUUGCUGUGCGACGGUGUAAAGCGAAGAAGCAAUGCCAGUGCCAUAUUGCUAUGGGGUCGACACCGUUACUGCAGGACAGCUGUAGUGGAGGAGAAUCGUAAUACAAAUACAUUCGUACCUACGCCCUUAGAUGGCUCUCAAUAUUGCUGUUCCGAUGUCGGGAGUAGGCGAUCUCUUGGAAGGAUUCGGAUUGUUGUCGCCGAUUUCCCCCGUGAGCAUUGACUUUCGCAGCAGCAUGAAGAACCCGCUAUCACCCGUUGGCAGCGAAUCCAGCGGCGUCAGCUCUUUGGAUUUGGAAGACAUCAAGAAACAAAUGCCAACCUUGCUGGACGAGAAUGAAGAAGACGGAACAUCUGGUGCGGGAAAUACGCCUUCAAACUCAGCAUCGCUGUCCGCUGCAACGACCAUGUCGACAACAUCUUCUAGAACUUGUUCCACUUCUUCCUCCUCCUCGUCUUCGGCUUCAGAUGACUAUGCCAACCAGUUGGACGAAAAUGAACCAACAUUAUCGGAAAAAUCAGUCGAAAAUAGUGCCCCAGUAUCCACUUCACCUUCAGCAGAAUUACUUGGAUCCAGUGAAAAGGAAUCGAACGACCCUGCGACUACCACCAUGGACGAUGCAUUAUUGCUUGAGCUGCUGAACUUGACGAAAGAACCCAGCGAACUGCCGUUAUUUUCGCCCAAGACUACGAAGGAACCUAUCUUCACCUUGCCGCGUCAAUCGGUUAUUUGCAACAAUCGCGACAUUCUUGACCUGGGCAGCAAUAUUCGCCCGCAAGGUAGUGGUGGUACCGGUGAAUUCGCAUUCCAGUUUGCCGAACUGCCGGUAACAAACAAUAUUCAAUUCUUUCUUCAAAACCGGUCCCAGUACCAUCGUCUUGGGCCAUAUGGUAAUGUACAAGAAUUUCGCAUGGAAACGUGCCCGUGUUGUGAUUUCCAAUAUCCGGUGAAUGCUGUUGGGGCAAAUUCAUCAGCUGCUCCCAUUAAUCAGACUUGUGGUACCGCAAGCUUGUCUAACCUGAACGCAAAUCAAAUUUAUGGCAAUCUGCAACAACAGCAACAGCAGCAGCAACAAUUGCGACUCCAGCAACAACAGCUGCAAAUGCAGUAUGCCUAUCGGUUCAACAACAACAACGGCAACUCUGUGCCGGCACGUGACUACAACAUGUACCCACAAACAUCUAACGGAAUUGGAGGAAAUGGCAAUACUGCAGGAGGGCUUCAGUCCUCACGGUUUAACAACGUUGCUUAUGGAUCAGGGAAUGUUGCCGGCGGAUCUUUGCCCAAUGCACAGAAUGGAAUCGCUGGAUCGGGAUCAAACAGUGGUUUCUUCAACAAUAAUCUAUUGGGACGCGAUCAGUUCAAUCAUAUGGGACCGAUGGGAAUGCAGUAUAAUAACACCGGUGCCAAUCAUAAAGGAAUGUCGCAAUCGAACGGUACAUCGUCACAAUCAUCUGGACUUCGUCCACAGCAGCAAUACGAUAUGGUGCAGCAACAAAAACAAUGUGUUAACAAUUAUUUGUUGGCAGCUUCUAAUUCUGUUGCCAUGCCGGCUUCUACUAAUGCUGCUGUACGUCUGCAGCAACAACAGUCACAGCAGGCUUCUCAUUACUAUAAGAAAAGCUCAUCGAUGCGUUAUGGUGUAGCGGGACCUGCUGGAGUCAACAACAUGCCGUCUGGUUCUAACUGGAAAAAUUCAAUGGCAUCUAACACCGCGAUUCAGGACACCGCGACCAAGCUGAUGAUGGAAUUGAACAAAAUACAGCAACAAUCCCCAUACUACGUACCUUUCCAGUAAGGAAUAUUUAGGCUACAGGCGCACACGCCAUCAAAAGACAGUGAAUCAUGUUAAGGUAUCCUAAAGAGAAUAACAAACAAACAAUGAAAUAAGCCUCAGCAAUAUGGACCAACAACGACAUACACACACAAACCAGAAUUGGAAACAACCAACCAGAGAAGAUCAGUACGAUAGCAGCAGCAGCAAUAACAUCAUCUCGCCAUCGUUACCAAAGUUGCCAAAGCAAAAAAGCGAUUUUUUACUAACUUUCUUUAUCUAGUUAUAAUGAUGUUACACGGAGAACAGUAUCUUGUUUUUACGUAAACGAAAAGAAUUAUUUAGAUGCGAUUUAAAAAAAAAUACUGCUCAAAUUUCCAUGCUGCAUGGUACACACACACCCACGUUACUACGAAAGUUUUCGGAGCCUUCCCGUUAGUGCUAUACUUCGAAUCAAUGACAUUCUACACCAUUUGUUAUAAGAAAUGAAGAACGUUUUGCAACGACUCUGAAGAUUCAUCACGUUAUUCUUUGAAGAAGAAAACAAAAACACGAUCAUUAAACGAUCGUGCAACGCAAAAGGAAUUUUAUCGAGCUGCGAGUAUUUAUUCGAACAACCAAGAAUCCUAGGCUGCGAUACAUUUAUAGAUGCAUCAGGGUUGAGCAUUAUGCGAAAUGGCUUACGAAGCCAUUUUCACAAACCAGUGUGCGUAAGUUAUCCGUUAAAUUCCCCACCAGUAAUCGCGGCAGUAUAGUGAUUUGGUAAACAAACGGCCCGGCAUAAAGGAGUGUUACUAAGGGCAAAUUGCCGGAGAGAUAGAUUCAAAUCAAACCAAAACUGCACAACACAUACACGGAUCAAUAACAAGGAAGUAAAAGUGAUCCUCUGAUAGGUUUUGUCGACUUUUUCACUUCGUUCUCAUCAUGCCUGGAUUCGGAUAUAAUUCCGUUCCGGUUCUAUUCAUGUGUGUCUAUACAUAAGCUCUCCAGCAUCCGCGCUCGGAAUUACACCAAUACGUGAAAUCUUUAUGGCACCCCUUUCAUCGUCUUCAUUUACUGGUGGCAUCGUUCCACAUUCGCCUUCAAAACCCGCAGCCAUGAUUAACUAUUAGAAAUUUUAGGCGGGCAAAAUACUAAACCAAGUCCACAGGCAAAAGGCAAACACGAUUCAGAAAAUGUAACGAGACAAAGUAUUCUAGCACUUCCAAUGUCUGUCGUAGCGGGAAACACCCAAAAGCCGAAGUCGAAGGCAAAGGUAGUGUAUGUUUGAUAGAAAUGCAACAAAACUCUUCCCCCGAGAGUAAAAGCUACGUGCGGAGAUUAAGAACGAUGAUUUUAGGUUUACAUAUACGAGAAGAAUCCCCGCUACGAAAUCACACAGUGAUUCCCGAUUAAAACAAAGUAUUGGCGAUAUUACACCAUGAUAAAGUGAGUAAUGUAUAACAAAACACACACACACACACACACGCAGGACAAAAUUUAUUCAUUUAAGUAAUCAAAACGGGGCGGGCGGAUUCGAAUGAUGCAGAAACGAAGUAGCACUUAAGAACAUAGUAUGGGACAAGAUACAUUUAAAUUUUCGACAAGUACACACGCGUACCGAGUGAAAACCGUAGCAAGUUAAUUAAUGGCAACGGAUGGAUUAAUUAUUGUUGUGGAGCAAAGAAUCGAUUAGAUAACAAACAAAGAUAUCGAAACUUACGACAAUGCAGGAAACAAAAACAAAUAUUUUAUUGAUUAGUGAUGCAAAAUACAAACGCGGGAAUGAAUUAAUCAACGUUAUAUUAAUAAGAUAAUUAUUACUAUAUUUACCUAGUUGUACUAUUUGGAUUAUCAGUAGUACUGAAGGUAAGGGUAGCUUUAUUGGCAGUGAGCAGUAGCAAAACAUCUGCACCCCCAUCACCAUCUCUUAAAGAUUUUUCUAACUCUUUUAAGAGAGUGUUGUGUGCGUGUUGUCGGACCGAUGUCGGGAAAGGUUCGGAGGAAAAGGAUAACUUAAGAAGCGUUCCAAUUUACAACAUAAAAUCCUACGCGAAUGAGACGCCGAGAGACGCGGAUUCACUGUCAAAACCAACUUUCAAUCACACAAACAGAAACACGCAUCUACUACAAACUGGUGAUAAUUUUGAAACCCCCAAAAAAGCGUAUAAUAGUAAUAUCCAUUAUGAGAGUUUUAAAAAAAUGGGUGGGAAACAGUUAGCAUAUACAGUUGCGCCGCAGUGUUGGGUUGUAGAAUUUAAUUCAUGCAUAGUUAUAACACACGCGGAAGCGGAUAGUCUGAACUGUAGUUGUCUACGUUUUAUAGUUGAAAUAGUUUUACGUCCAGAUACCGUGCCGGCUAGUAAUAAUAACACGAAAAUCGUCGAAGUCAGGCAACACAUGGGAUGAUGGGAAUUGAAAAACAAAUGUAUAGAUUAACUGCGAGCGAAAUUGUCCUUGCAAAUAAAUGAAGACAGGGAAAUCAAGCAGAGAAGCAUGUACAAAAAAAAACAAUAUCAAGAGAGGCCGCUACAUUAAGCCGAUAUCUUGGCAUCGUGCGAUUUUAGUACUGUUGGUUGCAUAUAGUAUAAAAUGUGAUUCAAAUCAAUCGGUUCAAAGAAAUGUAGCAAAAAAAAAACGUUAGAGCGAAGGCCAAACGGGGAGGUGAAAAAGGAACCUUAUCGUUAUCAACGCUUUUUUGUGCUCACCAUUAUGUUAUCUCGUUUUGUAUCUUUUAACGAAGGAGACGCACCUUUUUACUUAUCAUAUGUGUUUUCCUUAUUACUUGCUUCGUAAAAGCAGAACUGAAUACUGUUGAAAUAUUGUUACCUUUUCGUUGUUUCUUUAGCUUUGCUUUUAGAUUAUUACUUUUUUGUUUUGUGUACCACUUCGAUAUUCGGAAGCUCCCCAACAUGAGCGAUGCCACCUAUUAUUCCGGUAGAGUUGAUAUUAAGGUAGACGAGAGGGACAAGUUAAAAUCACGCACCAUGUGCUAAUAGUUAAUAAUUUCCUCCACCAUUAUGCGUAGCUCAUGUAGCUCUCACACCGAAUGAACGUUGGAUUUCAAUUGAUUUUGGCUCUAUCAUGAUUUACAAUUAAUGGUAAAUGCGGGAGAUCAUUUAGUUCGAAUAAUACAAAGAAACCAACAUAUCCUUCCAACUACAAACUACUGUGCAGCUUACUCACGCGAUGCUCUAUGCCAGUGAUGCAGAAGAACGCAGUCAGAAGUCUCCACACGCUUAGCAAAAAACGGGAAAAAACAACAAAAGAAAAUCAUUACCGUAAUCCAUCCUCAGGUUUGAAUGUAGUACGACCGGAAACACAUGCCGUACAUCUGCGCACUAUACUAUUAAAAAUUAAGACAGGAAACGCUAGUGCCACAAAACAGAACUGAACAAUGCAAAUGUAAAAUCAAAGGAUGUGAUAAUAGUAGUAAUCAGUUGGUAGAGACUUAUGUUUUUUGUUGUUGUUAUAUUUUCUUUUUUCUUUUAUGUUAAUUUCUAAAUGAUCAUCAUUUUCUUGAAUAACUCACCUUCUAAAUGGUGUGUUUGUUUCUUUCUGGACUUUAGUUACCAAAAUUUAUGCAACAUUCUUUGCGUGUACGUACAUUUUUCUUAACUGUAGAUCUCUAUUCUCUCAAAGCGGAAAGCCUAUAAAGUUUAAUGAAGAAAAAUGGCACGUUUACGAUGUGUUUGUACCCCCCAGCGAUACGUAAGAUUGAAUAAAGCAGUCAAUUCCCGCUUAAUAGUUAGCAAUGUUUGCUGCCAAAGAACAUCGACAAUACAUGCGAGAGCAACAUUUCGUUUCCCGUUUUUUAAGUUAACUUUUUUUUUCUUGCAAUCAUAACUCUACCAUUUGGAUUGUGUAUUAUUUAGCUGUGCCUCAUACAAGAGUAACAACAUUACAAUUGAGUUUUGUAGACUGAACAGCUGGAGUCGAAAUUUUGUAUCCCAUAGAUAAAGAAUAAGUAUUUUUCUGGAAUUGGUACUUAAGAUAUAUAAUCAAACCAUUAACGUUAUGAGUAAACAUAUUUUGCUCUAAAAUUAACCAAACACCACUACUAUUUACCAAGUAAAUGAUCAAUACUAUAAACAUAAUUUUGAUUUCAGAACUUCCAAAAAGCUCUUCUUUAGCAAAAAUGUUUUUAAUUAAUUUGAAAUCUUUGCUUUCACAUGCAAUGAGCAUAAAAUAUUGCAUACAGGAAUGGUCGCCACCACCAACAAUAUUGUUUAACGAGGGCAAUAUAAAAAGGCUAAACGUGAAGUGUGAAACGUUUUUGAGCAAACUUGUGUGCAUUUUGAUGGGUGUGAACGAUGAAUAGAUAGGUCAAGUCAUAGGUGUAGGACACUUGUGCGGCAGAUGUAAGGCAUGGGGAGAUAUUUUGGUCGUACUUAACAAGCACAAUAUGGCUUAAAAUGUAAAAAAAGCAAAAAAUAACAACUAAAAGUAAGAUGAAGGAAAGAGCUAAACACCAUGCGGGACGACGCAAAUACAAGCGCAAAUACUACUGGACAAGACAGUUCGAAGAUCUCAUAUAGGAUGCGUGUGGAGGUAGAGGCAUCACAAAGUAAACGCUAUUUAAUAAAAAAAACACAACCUUAACUUAAUCUAACAACUAGCUUAAUGCGAAAGUGGUUUCUUAGGCAACUGCACAGACAAAACUCCCAAUAAAAGGCAAAUUGUUUUCACAAGUUCCCGAGUGGAAUUACAAUCGAACGAUAGCAUAGAUCUUUAAUGAAUUAUUUGCCAACCACACAUACACACACACCAUGAUCGAGUCAGUAGUAGUCCCUUAGUUGAAAACAUAAAAAGACGAAACUAUUGUAAACUUAGUCAAAAGAAUCAGAAACGACAAAACAAAAAACACCACAUUGCCAAUGGAAAUUCGGAUGAUAAUCAAACGAUGUGUGUUGCAGUUUAAUUAUUAACAGUAAAUGCACAAUAAAAGCAAUUAACAAAGACCAAGCGCUUUUGCUCAUGACGAUGCCCCCGCGUGGCAAAGCAAGAUACACCCUGAAAUCGUUGUCUCUUUAAACCAGCACAACCUUUUUGGAUUUUCCAAUUUCCAUUUUAAAUAUCUGAGAAGUAGAUCACAUCGAAUGAUAAUAUGUUCAAAACAUCCUCGCGCUAUCCUUAAUACUGAGAUUGAAGGAUGUUUCUCUAAUUACUUUAAAACAUAACUUAUUAGGAGCAAUGCAAAGUAAUCAGGCGCAAAGGGAAGGAUAGAAAGUUAAUCUUUUGGUAGCAAAAAUUGUGACCGGAACUUAAGCAAAAUAUAACAAAAAAAAAAUGUUUACUUUAACUCUUUUAAGUAGUAGCAAAAGGUCAGAAUUGGGGUGAUUUUUUGUCAUCUUUCUUUUGUGCUCGAUACUUUAUUCGGUUUUCCUAGUUUUCUAUACAAAGAUACUAGAAGUUGGCUUAAAAAUUACAUUCAAAUGGUUGUAGCUGACGACAGCCUGUCCCCAAAUAGCGUCAACUGAGCAAAAGUUUAGUUUGAUUUUGAUUUCCUUUCACCCUUCAAACACGUUUUUCCACUCUCUCGUAAUAUACGCGUGUAUUGCAAUGACCACAACACACACCGUGCAGCGCCGACAUAAAAAAAAUAAGUUUGCGCUGAACAAAAUAUCUCUAAUGCAGCAGGGUGUCGUUUCGCAAAACUUCAUACAUAUACGUACAAGACUAAAUUGAACAAUAAAUGAUAAAAGAAAACGAAAUACGAUAAUACCAUUUCCUUCCAAAGCGUUAGAAGUGGAGAAAAAAGUUUGCAAAAGAACUAAUAUGUGGAUUCGUUAGGAGAGAAGGCAAAAAUAGUAUAUAAUACACACAAAACGCAAACAUUUAUCACUAUCACCAGGUGUGUAACCAUGUGUAACUGGCACUAGAACCGAACGUGCGUUCGGAAUCGAUUAGGAAGGAUAAAUGGAUAAAUGAGAUAAAAUGUGUAGGGCGUUUGCUGCACAUUCUUUCGAAUGAUUUCUAUUGAAAUAGGAUAACGAAAAAAAAAAGCCACACACAUUCUCCAAAUUCGCCUCCUGGUAUCUAUAUCUAUUCCGGUUGACUAAA